Oncorhynchus tshawytscha (Chinook salmon) is the source of this 727-nucleotide messenger RNA. Its product is annotated as protein kinase C-binding protein NELL2-like. The transcript has 6 exons. Gene Ontology annotation, molecular function: calcium ion binding. Lineage: Eukaryota; Metazoa; Chordata; Actinopteri; Salmoniformes; Salmonidae. The record is from RefSeq and is a predicted model, not a curated record. The annotation marks the transcript as partial.
CUGUAUUCCAGAUAUUGAUGAGUGUGCUGAGGGAAAGCACUACUGCAGAGAGAACACCAUGUGUGUCAAUACUCCAGGAUCCUUCAUGUGCAUCUGCCACACUGGAUACAUCCGGAUCGAUGACUAUUCCUGCACAGAACGUGAUGAGUGUACGACAGGUCUUCACAGCUGUGAUGAGAAUGCCAUCUGUUUCAACACGGUGGGGGGCCACAGCUGCUCCUGUAAACCAGGCUAUGUAGGCAACGGGACAGUCUGCAGAGCUUUGUGUGAUGGUUUGUGCCAGAACGGAGGAUCUUGUGUAAACCCGGACACCUGUAUCUGUCAACAGGGGUUCACUGGGAAGAGAUGUGAGACAGACAUUGAUGAGUGUACCGAUGGCUUCGUGGAGUGUGACAGCAGAGCCAUCUGUGUUAACCUGCCUGGCUGGUACCACUGUGAGUGUCGGGACGGCUACCAUGACAACGGGAUGUUCUCAGCCAAUGGGGAGUCCUGUGAAGAUAUAGAUGAGUGUGCGACAGAAAGACACAGCUGUGCUAACGAUACGGUGUGUUUCAACGUGGACGGAGGCUACGACUGCAGGUGCCCUCACGGCAAGAACUGCACCGGGGACUGUAACCAUGACAACAAGCACAAACACAACGGGCAGAUCUGGGUGCUGGACAAUGACAGGUGCUCCGUCUGCUCCUGCCAGUCUGGUCUGGUGAUGUGUCGAGGAUGGUGUGUGACU